Hippocampus comes (tiger tail seahorse) is the source of this 1429-nucleotide messenger RNA. RefSeq names its product nuclear nucleic acid-binding protein C1D-like. The coding region runs from base 115 to 558 and encodes 147 amino acids. Gene Ontology annotation, molecular function: DNA binding; RNA binding. Gene Ontology annotation, biological process: regulation of gene expression; maturation of 5.8S rRNA. The transcript is spliced from 5 exons. Gene Ontology annotation, cellular component: nucleolus; exosome (RNase complex). NCBI's taxonomy places the organism in Eukaryota, Metazoa, Chordata, Actinopteri, Syngnathiformes, Syngnathidae. The record is from RefSeq and is a predicted model, not a curated record.
UCGAAAGGGGGCAGUGUAGAGUAGUUGCAUCCGUUUGCAAUACGUCAUAUCCGUGGUGCUCCAUCGUGGGGAGUAGCGCGAAGCUAACGAUAGUGUCGUAUAGAAAAAAAGACCAUGGCGGCGGACGAUUAUCCUCACGAGAUAGACGAUCAACUGAAAGGCUUUGAAUCAUCGGUGUUAACCGUCAAAAACAUGUUGGACACGCUUAUGUCGAUGCCCAGAAAUGAGUUGGAGCAAAAGCUGGAUCCUCUGGACCAGGCCAAACUCGAUCUAAUGUCUGCGUACACACUCAAUUCUUUAUUCUGGAUGUAUUUGGUAACACAAGGCAUCAACCCGAGAGAACAUGGCAUCAAACAAGAACUGGAGCGAAUAAGGACACACAUGAGCAGAGUGAAAGCCAUCGCGGACAAGAAGAAGGCGGCUCGUCUGGAUAAGGGCGCUGCUGAACGAUUCAUGAGGAACGCCCUCUUUGAUCCAGAGGACAAGGCGUCCAAGAAAAAAGCGGUGGCUAACAAAACGCCCAACGUGAAGCCAGCGAAGCGGCCAAAGAAAAGCUGAGGAGGAUGUUUUUGAAUGCCUCGAGCGGAACUCAUCCAGAACUGUAGCAAAACAUAUUUCUAAAAUGGCCUCCGUCAGUAUGUUUGUGUUCAUGAUGUUUGAGGAAAUGAUUAUGUAUUUAGAUGUAUGCGUUUCGUAAGACUUGUUUAGUAAAAUGAAAAUGUCUUUCAGGGCGUUAGAAUUUUUUUUUUAAUACACAAGUUUGAUGCAAAACGUUCUGAAAGUGAUUCUAUGAAUCCAGUUGGAUUUUUUUUUUCCUGUUAAAUCCUGUGUGUUGCUUCAAGGGUUGGCACUUGAAUUAAACACUUUGAUGUUAUGAUGUUGUUUCUGUAUUUAUUUCAUUUUUUUAAAAAAUGAAAGUUUAAUCAUGUUGUAGAAUUUUACCCCUAAUAUUCAGAGGCAUAAAUCAGCUUUGAGUAUGAUGUAGAGUUCUACACCAUUGAUGAAUUAUCGAAAAAUCUGAGGUGAGAGAAAAAUAGUAAUGUUUAUCAAUUAGAUUUGAGAUUAAGUAUCAAGUAUACAUUUCUGUCAAACUAUGGUUAAAGAGGCAACCAAAAUAGAAACUCGGUACAAUGCAAACAUAAUAAAAGUGAAUAAUCAAAACCAAGCAUGAAUAUUUUUUCUAACAGUUUUUGAUGGAGCUUUUGGUGUUUUUUUUUUUGUUUUGUUUUUUGUUUUUUUUUUGUGACUGUUGUUUGUAAAUCAGGCAGAACACUGCUCCCUGAAAAUGGUGCUCAUGGUAACAAUUAGGAGGUGCCCUGGAGGGGCGUCAAAAACUUGUGAUUAGAAAAUAGCCAAAUACAGUGUGGCCAUAAUGAGACUUCCUUUAAUAAUAACCUCUGUCACUUUUAAUAAAGACACAUGCACGUUG